UGAGCCGUAGAUCCAAACAGGACUGGGUUUAACACUCAGAUCAACUAAAUACUCUAGUUUUAAUAAUUCUUCCCAUGUUGUGCAACAAACCACAACCAAAAGUCAUAGUACACUGUUCUCAUAUCAUCAUAUCAACGUUCACAUUUACUCAAAACAAAACAUUAGAUUUGUACCAGCAGGGUUUGAGCUACUAAUUAAACAAACAAUUGACCUUGACACCAAUUAUUCUUGUCUGGAAGUGUUUUCCUUCUGUCCCAUUUAACCAAGUUUUUUAUUGUUUGUUACAGGAUUUGUGWACAGAAGAAUAUGCUAUAGAGCAAAGAGCUUUAUCAUCCUGUUCCUCUGCUCAGACCUGGUUUCUCACACAACAUGGCAUCGUCUCCUGGGCUGAAUGCUGACCCGUUACCCAUGCUGCAGCUCCAGGAGGCCGACUCCAGUAAAGCUUUGGAGAAGCCGUCCUCUCCUGGACUUCUGCCCACCAUGUAUAGCCCUCCUCUGGGCAUGGACAGCCACACCGUCUGCAUUCCCUCUCCAUACACAGACAGUAGCCAUGACUACAACCAUGGACAUGGACCCUUGACUUUCUAUAGUCCAUCUGUGCUGAGCUACACCAGACCCCCUAUCACAGACAGUCCAACAUCCCUCUGUCCCCCUCUAAGUCCCUCAGCCUUUUGGUCCUCCCACAGCCACCACAACGUACCGCCUCUGACUCUGCACUGCACCCAGCCUCUGGUCUACAGCGAACCAGGACCACAUCCAGCCUGGCUCAACCCUAAAGUUCACAGCAUCAACCCCAACAGCUCCAUCAUCAGCUGCAGCAAGCUGCUAGGAAAGAAAGCUGAGGAAGGAGUGAAGUCCUCCUUGUGCUCGUCGGCUGCAGGGAAAGCAGACAUGCACUUCUGUGAUGUUUGUCACGACUACGCCUCUGGGUACCACUAUGGUGUGUGGUCAUGUGAGGGCUGCAAGGCUUUCUUCAAACGGAGUAUUCAAGGCCACAAUGACUACAUUUGCCCUGCCACAAAUCAAUGCACAAUAGACAAGAACCGAAGGAAAAGCUGCCAGGCCUGCAGACUGCGUAAAUGCUAUGAAGUGGGCAUGAUGAAGUGUGGUGUGAGACGUGAACGCUGCAGCUAUCGAGGGGCCAGGCACCGUCGUGGAGGUCUCCAGCCUCGUGGCUUGUUAAGGAUUGGAGUGGGUUCCCGGACACAGCACCUUCCCUCCAUAGAGUUACCUUUUUCCUCCAUGCACCCCCUGACUCAGUCCAACCACCAGUCAUCCAUGAGUCCAGAGGAGUUCAUCUCUCGCAUCAUGGAGGCUGAGCCCCCAGAGAUCUACCUGAUGGAGGACCUGAAGAAGCCCUUCACUGAGGCCAGCAUGAUGAUGUCUCUGACCAACCUGGCCGACAAGGAGCUGGUGCUCAUGAUCAGCUGGGCUAAAAAGAUCCCAGGUUUUGUAGAGUUGAGUUUAGCUGACCAGAUCCACCUGCUGAAGUGCUGCUGGCUGGAGAUCCUGAUGCUGGGCCUGAUGUGGAGGUCCGUGGAUCAUCCUGGGAAACUUAUCUUCUCUCCAGACUUUAAACUCAGCAGGGAGGAGGGACAAUGUGUGGAGGGCAUCAUGGAGAUUUUCGACAUGCUGCUGGCAGCCACCUCUCGCUUCCGUGAGCUCAAGCUUCAGAGGGAGGAGUACGUGUGUCUGAAGGCCAUGAUCCUCCUCAACUCCAAUUUGAGCACAAACUCUGCACAGACGGCUGAGGAACUGGAGAGUCGGAACAAGCUGCUGCGGCUUCUGGACUCUGUGAUUGAUGCACUGGUCUGGGCCAUUUCUAAACUGGGUCUGUCAACGCAGCAGCAGACUCUGCGCCUGGGCCACCUCACCAUGCUGCUUUCUCACAUCCGCCAUGUCAGUAACAAAGGCAUGGACCACUUGUCAAACAUGAAGAGGAAGAAUGUGGUUCUGGUUUACAACCUCCUCCUGGAGAUGCUGGAUGCCAACACAUCCAGCAGCAGCAGUCAAACUGCCUCUUCCUCACCGAGCUCUGAUUCGUACUCUGAUGGGCUGCAGUAUCCCCUGCCAUCGUUCCAUCUGCAGCCUGGCUCAGAUGACAUCAUGGCCCCUCAGCCCUGCACCAACAGCUUUCACGAACCUCCACAGGAAGCAGCUGAAGACCGGAUGGUGGAUGGGUGUCUGCAGGCUGGGACAUUCCCGUCCACACCUUCAUCACACGAUUUAGUCCGGUCUCAAAUAGACAGCAAGGAAUACAUCCCAGCGGAGCACUGGUCCCUGGACACAGAGGACAGGGGUUCAUCUGUGGAGACAGUUAGUUACAUCAUCUCUGAUCGUGCUGUCAUGGAAACGGCUUUAGAUGACUGAACCUACAGGUAGCACACCUGAGAACACCAGAAGCACAGUGCUGAUGGAAGACUAAAUGUCUUUCCUUCUUUGGAAACUCUGACUGUAUAUUUUGUUGGUGAAUAUUUUUGUGACUGUGAACUACAGUAGGUGUUCAUCAGAACAAGCAGUUUUUUAACCUUUUUUAUUGGUGUUGGUGUAAGGUUGAGAAGAAACCACCUGAUUUCUACAGUUGCAUGUGGAGCACACWCUAGUUUUCUCUGUCCCACUGCAGUGUGACGUACUCUGUGUACUUUGGUGUUUGAACUGGUUAAUGCAACAUGUUUCUAUAAGGAUGUGGCCUUUAACUGAAGUGACUGUUAUCCUCCCUGUUCUCUCUGGAAACUAAGGCUGAAUUCACACUGACACACACAAACCUCGUUUCUAAACAGGUGCUGCUACAUGCUACUGUACGCUAACUUUCUAAAAUGUUUCAGCAACUAAAUAUUAGAUUAGUAGCUCUUCCACUAAACCUGACUCUGGCAGCUCUGCUCACCUGUCCCUGCAGCUGACCCAAUGUUGGGAUUUAUCCCACUGGAAUUCACAUCACAUCAGUCGAAAAUUGUUCAGGAACAAGACAUGGCUCGGAUUUGGAAGAAAGUGUAACCAUGUUGUACGAAGAGUUCAGACAACCGCUGCCUCUGAACGCACCAUGAAGAGCCCUGAACGCACCAUGAAGAGCCCUGAACGCACCAUGAAGAGCCCUGAACGCACCAUGAAGAGCCCUGAACGCACCAUGAAGAGCCCUAAGUUCAGCCUUAGCCCAGAUUCUGACACCUGCUCCUGUGUUUUCUCUGUGUGUGUGUCUGCUG
This is a messenger RNA of Austrofundulus limnaeus, 3200 nucleotides long. RefSeq names its product estrogen receptor beta. The record is from RefSeq and is a predicted model, not a curated record. The transcript is spliced from 9 exons. Bases 370 to 2370 code for a protein of 666 amino acids. Lineage: Eukaryota; Metazoa; Chordata; Actinopteri; Cyprinodontiformes; Rivulidae. Gene Ontology annotation, cellular component: nucleus. Gene Ontology annotation, molecular function: zinc ion binding; nuclear estrogen receptor activity; sequence-specific DNA binding. Gene Ontology annotation, biological process: estrogen receptor signaling pathway; regulation of DNA-templated transcription; cellular response to estradiol stimulus.